Dinoponera quadriceps is the source of this 3413-nucleotide messenger RNA. RefSeq names its product nephrin-like. The coding region runs from base 736 to 3135 and encodes 799 amino acids. The record is from RefSeq and is a predicted model, not a curated record. Lineage: Eukaryota; Metazoa; Arthropoda; Insecta; Hymenoptera; Formicidae. The transcript has 15 exons.
UCGACGCGCGCGCCUCGUCCUAUGCGCGGGAGGAUCGAAUCGUCGUACGGUUUUCUUCGGAAAUCUUCUUCCGAGUGUCCUCGAACGGGACGUAUUCUUGUCCGGGUUUGCGACGCGUUGAAACGUCCGAUCGAAGCGCGAGUUGCCCUGAAUAAUCAUCAUCAUCGUCGUCGUCGUCGUUGCGCGAUCGAUAUCGAUCCGAUUGUCGACUCCUGCCGCGGUCGGGCCGUUGAGGGAUAGUGCUCGUUCGCAAAGUGACACGCGCGAAGUGCUCCCUCGGUCGACAAAAGCGAACCCAGUGACGGGCGAGAAAAAGGAGUAACUGUGCGCGAUUAUCGGCACGUCCGAAUUUCGUUUCGACGGGGGUAGUGGUGACAAUGCGGAGCAUGCUCGAGGACGACGCGGCGGGGAGUUGCUUCCCGGGCUCGAGUGAAUAGCGAGAGGGUCGUAGAUCGUCGCGACCGCCGAUGACAGCCCCGUGACACCACGUGUUCGCGACGUCAUUUCAAGACGAAGACGAAGACGACGGGUACGGUGACAUUGGCGCCAGGACGAUCUGUCGCGGCGGUGAUGCCGUGAUGCGUGUAACGCGUGUGCUAGCUGGAUCUGGCAGUGCGUUCUGAUCGAGUGUUGAGGGAUUAACGGCUCAGGGCGUCGCCUGAGUUUCAUACGAGACACGAGCCACCUUAGGAUGGUGCGAGGGUGAAAUUCGAGGGUGAAGAGACGUUCGCCAGUAUGCUGCGGAUAUUGAUAGUGGUGACUUGUAUCGAGGCAUCGACGCUCGCCAGUGCACAGUCGAAAGGAACCACUUCCUUCGACGACGAUGCAAACAGCGACGAACCUGACCACCCGAUACCUAUGGAGUCGAUACAGGGGGUGGCGGGGCAGAAGGCGAUUCUGCCGUGUAACAUACAGCCCCGGGAGUCGAAUGACGCUGUCUCCAUGGUGCUCUGGUUCAAAGAGGACAGCGGCGAACCUCUGUACAGUUACGACGCGAGGAGCCGGCAGUUCGGCAAGGCGAAAUUGUGGAGCGCUUCGCAUUUUUGGGGCCAACGGGCGACCUUUCGGCCGAACCCGCCGGCGCAGUUGACAGUUUCGGAUCUUCGGGAGAGUGACGAGGGGGUUUACAGGUGCAGGGUCGACUUUCGGAACUCGCCGACGAGAAACUUCAAAGUUAACCUCACCGUUAUCGUGCCACCGGCGAAGCCGAUAAUCUAUGACGCGAAGAGGCGAGACAUGAGCAAACUCCUCGAGGCUUAUCCGGAGGGAGCCGACUUGUUCCUGGUGUGCGAGGUGCACGGCGGCAAACCUCGGCCGCAGGUCUCGUGGUAUCUGGAGUCGCAGAACAUUCACGCGCCCACCGAGAUUCGGGAGACUCGAGGACCGAAUAGCGAGGCCAACGUCGUAACCAUCAGCAACGUGACUGUGAAGGCGCUCACGAGGAGGCACCAUCACGCCAAGCUGUCCUGCCGAGCGAAUAACACACAAUUAGCACUGCCACCUAGCACCUCUGUCAUCAUAGAGCUUAACAUGAAGCCGCUCAAGGUAGAGAUUUUGGGGAAGGAUCAGAUUCUAUCAGCGGGGAAGACGUACGAUGUGAAGUGUCAGAGCAUCGGCUCGAAGCCACCGGCCGUUCUGACGUGGUGGAAAUCCUCGAAGCAGCUGAGAGGACAGAAGAAAAACGACGGCGUGAGUCUGCUGCAAUUCACGCCAACGGUGGAGGACGAAGGGAAGUUCCUGGUGUGCCGUGCCGAGAAUCCGAAGCUGCCGGAAGCCGGCAUCGAGGACCGAUGGAAGCUGAGGGUGCACUUCGCGCCUAUCGCCAGUUUGAAGAUGGGCUCCACCUUGAAUCCGAAGGACAUCAAGGAGGGCUCCGACGUUUACUUCGAGUGCAACGUCAGGGCGAAUCCCAGGUCGUACAAGCUGACCUGGUUCCACGAGGAGGAGCAGCUGCAUCACAACGUCAGCACCGGCGUGGUGCUGUCGGACCACUCGCUAGUGCUGCAGAGCAUAACUCGAGAGUCCGCCGGAGGGUACACCUGCAUGGCCGCGAAUGCCGAAGGCCGCGCCAAGUCCAACGUAGUCAAUCUCGAGGUUAUGUUCGCGCCCGUUUGCAAGCACGUGCUCAACUCAGGCGGCUGGCGGCACCAGAACGCCACUCCACCGCCGUUUAACGUGCCCGAGGAGGUGCACGGCGCCCUGAAGCACGAGACCAUAAGUCUGAUCUGCGAAGUCGAGGCCAGCCCUACCACGGUGACCUUCCAUUGGACCUUCAAUAGCAGCGGCGACCUCAACGACGUUCCGUCCACCAAGUACACCAGCCAUGGCACCAUCAGCAGGCUCAACUACACCCCGUCCACUGAUAUGGAUUACGGGGUCCUGGGCUGCUGGGCCAGUAACGCGGCCGGCCAUUCUAAACAACCCUGCCUGUACCAGGUCAUCGCCGCAGGCAGACCUUACCCGUUGCAGAACUGCACCACCUACAAUCAGAACGGCUCCUGGGUGAGGAUAUCCUGCGUCGAGGGAUACGAUGGCGGUCUGCCGCAGAAAUUCGUCGCCUUCGUGGAUAAACGGCGUCUGGAGUCCCCGAGCCCUUACUGGGAGUUCGAGCUGUCCAAGCCGACGAAGAUCACUCUUUACGCGGUAAACGCGAAGGGCUCCAGUGAGCCGUUCACCAUAGCAGUCCCCUUGAAAGGGGUAGCCAAGUUCACCGGCGAAUCGACGUCCUCGGUCGACAUGUCACCGAUUCUAAUCGGGCUGGGGGGCACAGCGACCGGCCUGGGGUUAAUCGUGACCGGUGUGCUAAUGGCACUCUGGAGGAGGCACGCGGCCACUCCCACGAAGCCAAAGCCACCCCAGCAACCGAGCAUCGCGACUUUCGCCGGCAAAGGUGAAGAAGAAGACGGCAAUCCGGAUCUCAUCCCCACGACGGUCUUGACUAAUCAUCUCACUGACAGAAAGCUUCCUCGUUACGGGUCCCUGCCGCGAAGACCACGUCAGCUGGAAGGACGCGAGAUGUCUCACGACGUCCUAGAAGAUUCAGAUUAUCCAAGAGCAUCGCCAAACACGUUCUACAGCCUUCAGAGGCCGCACUCGGAAUCGAUCAGCAGGAGCAUCCAAGAGAGCUGCAUUUAAGGGUCAAACAGCGGCUGGGACAUCGAGGAGAGAAGUAGGCGGCGGUCUAGACGGACGAACGAGAGGAUCCAGACGGUCUGCAUCGCCUACUUCUGGGUCGUCGACCAUCGUUCAACAGGGUAUACGAGGCCCCUGGACCAUGGCUGAUGGUGAUUCGCGGGGAAACGAGAACAUACACACAUACACGCUCGCGCCGCUUUCUCACAGGCUCAAGCGUACGGAGGAAUACAUUUAUAGCCACUUGAUUCACACUACGCCUUUGUAAAUAUUGUAUAUAA